AUGAGUCGAAAAAGAAAUAGAGGUCAGAAUCAACAAAGCGAAAAUAGUUUAUAUCGUGUUGUUCGAACUAUUGGAUAUAUGAAUAAUCAUGGCGCGCUUUUCACCGAAGCUGAAAUGGGUAAGAAAAUUGUCGAUCUAAUCAGAUUCGAAGAGUUCCAUUUUGUUAGGUAAACGACAAGGAAACAAACCGGACAAUCUUGGCAAAUUCAAAAGACGAUUGUGUUUUACUGGAAUUCCAGCCGCCAUUUUGUCGAGUCAAGCUGUUGCGCACACUGUAGCGUGAGUUUUUUCCUGCAUUUUUUUCUGCAAGUCCAACGAGCACAAAAAGUUAGUAAUUUGCUGGCUCAUAAAAAAUUGGCUCCAUUAUUUUUCGCCCUUUUAUGGAUGGGAGAGGCUCUCUUUUUUUAUGACAACUAAAAAUCUUCAAUUUGUUUGCAGUGCUGCCGAUGAAGCGUGUUGUCAUGCAUUUAUUGAUAAUCUCAAAGUAUAUUUGCCUCAAAAACUUGUUCGUCCAUUAUUCACAGCUCGUCCGGAUGUAAAUUCUCCAGAUUUGACAAAUGUCAAAGUGUUCUUCGAGGAAAUUGAAGAGUUGAUGAAAAUGCACAGUAGAGAGGUUGGAAGAUUGUCGCAAUAUGAAAUGACUGCGGUUGCCAGGGAGAUUGGAACUUAUAUAAGACAAGAGCUGAAGAAAAAUUUGAUUAAUAAACAUGGACUUAUAUCAGGUUAGUUUUUUCGUUUCGUUUUGUGUGAAAACUAUUGAUUUAUUUUCAGAUCAUCUUGAAAAGAGUUCCAAAAAAUCUGAACCAACUUCUCCAAUCUCCCAGAAAAAUGGAUCAAGUUGGUUUUUGUUUUUUUUUUUUGAAAACAAUUGAUUUAUUUAGAUCAUCUUGAAACAAAUUCGAAAAAAUCUGGAUCCACCACACCAAUUUCCCAGAAAAGUUUCGAUCAAGAAAUAAUUGAUGUGGAGGAUGAUAAUGAUGACGUCAUAUUUGUCGAUAAUAAUUUAGCUGGACCAUCUGAAGAACCUGUCAAAGUGUCUUGUAUUGUUGAGAAUUUACGAAAAGAGGAUCUUGAGCGAAAAGCGCAUGUUGAGAAAAAUAUGGACAAUUUCAGAAGGUAUAAUCAAUUUUUGAAUAUAUUUUCAAGAUUCAAUUACAGAACCGCGAUGGACCUCCAAUUGAAAUCACCUGUUUCGCCCGGAUAUUAUUCGCCACAAAAUGCGCUUGUUGAUUUCGGAAAAAUGAGGGCCAGCAAAAAAGGGCCGCCGGCAAUUUGGUCGCAAGCCAGAGAGUCCUCUUCGAGACAAGAAUUUGUGGAUGACAGCAAUUCAUCGGAUUCGUCGCCAGAUGAAGAUGUGAUUCCAGAGAAGCGCCGGAAAUUGGAAAAUGAUAAUGAUACGUCACAAAUGACAUUGAAUUUGAAUUUAUCAGAGGUUUCGAAUGGUUCGUGUUUUUUUUUUUGCUCUGGAUUUUCAACAAAAUCAUCCCGUUGUCAAAAACCGCAGAAUUCAACUCCUAAAGUUUGUUGUGACGUGGCAAAUUUGGAAAAAUUGGGACUUUAGAAGCUGAAAAUUAGCUUCAAGAUGAUUUUCAUGCAAAUAUGAUAGUAUAGGGUUGUUCAGAAGGUUCGAUAACAUAGGUCAGCUCAUAAAUCAGAGUAUCCGAAGAUUUUUAAGCUGACUCAUCUUAUCGAACCUUCUGAACAACCCUAUGAUAUCAUAUUUGCAUAAAAACCAUUUUGAAGCUAGUUUUCAGCUCCUGCCACGUCAUAACUCAUGUUAGUAGUUGAGUUCUGCAAUUUUAGACAGCGGAAUUGUGAUCAGCGGGUAGAAAAUUACUAGAAAAAAUAUUUUAUUAAAAAUUUAGUUGAAACAGUUUUUUUUUCAGAUUCAGAAUAUGUUGAAGAAAUGAGUUUGAUUGAUGAAUGGAAUGAAGAUGAAGAUGAAGAAUCGGAAGAAAGAGCAGGUGGAAAUACGGAAGGAGAAGAUGAAUAUUUAGAAGAAGUUGAAGAGGAAAAAGCUGGAGAAGAGCAAGAAGAAGAGUUGAAAGUUAAUAAUGAAACGAGAAAAUCAAUAUCUGAAGAUGAGAAGAAAGUUAAGAAAGAUUUUGGAGUUGAUUUGAAAAAAUUAUAUGAUGGUGAGUAAUAGUCUUUCUUUUAUUUUAUAUUUUUUAUAUACAAACUUGUUUUUUAGGUGAAGAAUCAUUGGAAGCACUUGAAAAACGUUGGCCGAAAAACUAUGAAAGAUGUUUGAUUGGUGUCGUGUACAAUGAGAAAUUGGCACGAUGUGUUGAAAAUAUUGUUUGUCAAAUUGCCGAAAAAUCGGACAAAUAUGUGAGUCAAAUAUCGCAAGACACUUGGAAACAUUACGAAAGAAACACGCAAAAUCGUCAAGUUUAUCAGAAGAAAAUGGACGCGAGAGGCAAAUUGUUUGAGCAUAUUCAGAAGAUUUUUCCCGAAAAACAAUUGGCGAUGCAUGUGACGGGAUCGUCGAUUAAUGGAUGUGGAAGUUUCAAUUCGGAUAUCGAUUUGUGCUUGUGUUUUCCGACGACUAAACACAAAGGAUCGAAUUUUGAUGAUUUUGGGGGAUUGAGGACGUGAGUUUUAAUGGCAUAACAUGAUUUUUGAUCAGAGACAGUGUGAAAUUGGCUCUAUCGCAAUAUAAGGGUCCGUAAUUUUGUUCAUGGUCCCAAAAAAAUAUAAGGGUCCGUUAUUUUAGGACCGUUAAAAUCAAAAAAAUUUUUUUUUAAAAGUAUUUUUUCUAAUUUCAAUUAUUUAUUUUUGGUUAUUUUUUGUAAUUUUUUCACAUUUUUUUCAGUAUGUUUCUAGGGGGUUUACUAAGCCUAAGCCUAAAAAAAAUAUUAGAGAAAUUUUGGCUUUUCAGCUUUAGAAUUAGGCUUAGGCUUAGUAAAUCCCCCGAAAAUACAAAGAAUUGUCAAAAAAUCAAGAAACAACUGAAAAUUAAAAAAAAAACACACAUUUUUUCUCCAAAAAUCAAACAAAUCACGGACCCCUAUUCUUUAGGAUCCUUAUUUUGAGAUAGAGCCGUGAAAUUUAGAGAAAAUAGUUUUCUGUAAAAAAAAUAUAUAAAUAUUUUGUCUGCACUCUCUCAAUUUCCCGUCAUCUCUGAUUCAAAUCAUUUCAGUGAAUCAUUGAAAGUAUUACGACGAAUCGAAAGACAAAUGCGACGACCACAUCCAAAAAGUUUCCACGCAAAACUCGUCAAUCGCUGUGAACUCAUCUCGGCCAAAGUUCCAAUCAUCAAAAUGUAUCUGAAACAACCGUUUGCCGAUCUUGAUAUUGAUAUUAAUGUGAACAAUAUUGCUGGAAUUUAUAAUUCGCAUUUGUUGCAUUAUUAUUCACAGUGAGUUAAAUUGUUUUUUUUUUAGAUAAUUUUUAAAAAUUCAAAUUUUUCGUCAGAAUUGAUGGUCGAUUUGUUUCAAUGGCUUUGCUUAUCAAACACUGGGCAAUUCGAAACGAAAUCAAUGAUGCAAUGAGUGGAACUCUCAAUAGUUAUUCCCUCAUUCUUCUCGUUGUUCAUUUCCUUCAAUGCGGUGUUCGUCCAGCGGUUCUUCCAAAUCUCCAACACCUUUUCCCUGACAAAUUCGAUGCUCGACUCAGUUUAGAUCAAUUGAAUCUGUUUGGCGAGAUUAUCGAUCGAUUGCCAGUUCGCCCGCCGAAUCUCUGGUCAGUUGGUGAACUUCUCAUCGGAUUUUUCAAUUAUUAUGCCAAUUUUAAUUUUUCGAAAACGGCGAUUUCGAUUAGAAGUGGACAAGCUUUUGAGAGGUUAGAUUUUUUUCUUAAUUCUAAAAAAAAGAGAGAAACAAAAGGAAAUUUUGCAGAUCUACCCUUACUCGUGACACAGAUUUUUAUCAAAUUUUCAUUGAAGAACCAUUUGAUGCUGUAAACACUGCCAGGUUGGUUUUUCGAAUUGAUUUUGAUUUCUAAUUUUAUUUUCUGAAAUUCUCUAGAUGUGUCCGCCGAGGUCCGGAAUUAAAUCGAAUCAAAAAAGCGUUCAAAGCAGCCGCGGCGGCUUUUAAUAAUCCGAAAUUUGAUUUGAGUGAUAUUCAAGUUGCUGUCUAA
This is a messenger RNA of Caenorhabditis angaria, 4080 nucleotides long. The record is from the annotation of a GenBank genome assembly. NCBI's taxonomy places the organism in Eukaryota, Metazoa, Nematoda, Chromadorea, Rhabditida, Rhabditidae.